AGGUCUUCAUCGCAGGCCUCGAUUUUUCAUAUGCAAUGGAUCAGAAGAAGCAGUGGUAUCAAUCUCAAAGAGCCCUUCCGGAGAGUUCAACAAAUUCCACAACACAUACAAAUAGAGGUGAUUGGCAAGAGGAGGUCUAUCAAAAGAUCAUAGUCAUGAAGGAGAAGUACUUGCCUGAACUAAGUGAAAUGUACCAGAAAAUUGCUAAUAAACUUCAGCAGCACGAGUCUCUUCCGCAGCCACCAAAUUCAGAUUCUCUUGCGAAGCUGAAAAUGUUCAAGUCCAUGCUGGACCGCCUCAUAACAGUCCUACAGGUGUCCAAAAGUAACAUUUCACCUGGUUUGAAGGAGAAGUUGGGUAUAUACGAGAAGCAGAUUAUAAAUUUCAUUAAUACAAAUAGACCCAGGAAGACUGUUUCUUCUCUACAUCUUCCCCCACCUGAGAUGCACAAUGCACACCUGCUGCAACAACCCAAGAUGGAGCAACAAGAUUCAAAUGAUCAUGUAAUAUAUCUUAAUUUCUUAUCCCCGACUAGUGAUACAAGUGGCACUGAUUGGCAAGAGGAGGUCUAUCAAAAGAUCCAAGUCAUGAAGGAGACUUACUUGCCUGAAUUAAGUGAAAUGUUUCAGAAAAUUGAUAAUAAACUCCAGGAGUACGAGUCUGUUCCGCCACAGACAAAUCCAGAUAAGCUUGAGAAGCUGAAAGUGUUUAGGACCAUGUUGGAGCACCUCAUAACAGUCUUACAGGUUUCCAAAAGUAAUAUUUCACCUGGUUUGAAGGAGAAGUUGGGUUUAUACGAGAAGCAGAUUAUAAAUUUCAUUAAUACAAAUAGACCCAGGAAGACUGUUUCUUCUCUACAUCUUCCCCCACCUGAUAUGCACAAUGCACACCUGCUGCAACAACCUAAGGUGGAGCAACAAGAUCAGAGUGCAUCUAACUUAAUACCUACUCAAGGACAGCAGUCUCAACCUCAUCCAUCACAGCAACAAUAUCUUUCAAAGAUUCAAUCUCAGCUUACACAUAUACAACAACAACAGUUGAGCAUGCAACAACAGUUAAUCCCACUACUGCAAGAUAUGCAGCAAAGGCUCGAAGCAUCAGGUCACGUAUCUGCAGCCAUACUUCAACCACCAAAUACAAUGGAGCUGCAAAACCAGUUAUAUCAAUCACAUACAGCCCUUCUGGAGACGUCAUCAACAUCUGUAGAUUCACCUGCCCUGACUGGACAUACAGACAAGAGGCCUAUCAAAAGGUUCAUGAAGUACAAUGAUGGGAGUCCUCCUCAAGGUGGAGAGCCUGCAAUGGAUGCAGGAGAUUGGAGGAGCCAAUUACAGGCGGAUUCGCGGCAAAGAAUUGUCAAUAAGCUUAUGGAUGCAUUGAAGAGGCAUCUUCCUUUCUGCGGUCAAGAAGGAUUGGAUGAACUCAAGAAAAUCGCUGUUAGAUUUGAGGAAAAGAUUUAUGUUGCUGCCACAAGUCAGACAGAUUAUCUACGGAAAAUUUCUCUGAAGAUGAUCACUUUGGAGACCAAGUCUCAGAAAACAAUGGCCGAUUCUUUACAAUCCAACUCUGCUGAGAACAUUCAAAGUAACAUUCCACUUGCUGGAGUUCAAAAUUCUGCUGGCUUAUCAGCACUACCCCCUACCUCUGGGCCCGGCUUAUCAUCUGUACUAGCUCCUACCCCGGCACAAAAUACGUCUGCCUUACUAUCUGCACUACCCCCUGCCCCUGCAUCUCUAGAUUCACCUGCCCUGACUGGACAUACAGAGAAGAGGCCUAUCAAACGGUUCAUGGAUAACAACGAUGGGAGUCCUCCUAACGGUGGAGAGCCUGCAAUGGAUGCAGGAGAUUGGAGGAACAAACUGCAGGAGGAUUCGCGGCAAAGAAUUGUCAAUAAGAUAAUGGAUACAUUGAAGAGGCAUCUUCCUUUCUCCGGUCAAGAGGGAUUGCAUGAACUCAAGAAAAUUGCUGUUAGGUUCGAGGAAAAGAUUUAUACUGCUGCCACAAGUCAGUCAGAUUAUCUACGGAAAAUUUCUCUGAAGAUGCUCACUAUGGAGACCAAGUCUCAGACCAAAAUGGCCAAUUCUUUACAAUCCAACUCUGCUGGGUCUUCUGGUAUGCAACCUCAAGUCACCAAUCAAGGACAACUCUUAUCAGAGAACAUUCAAAGUAACAUUCCACCUGCUGGAGUUCAAAAUUCUGCUGGCUUAUCAUCUGCACUACCCCCUACCUCGGGGCUCAGCUUAUCAUCUGUACUAGCUCCUACCCCGGCACUAAAUACGUCUGCCUUAUUAUCUGCGCUACCCCCUGCCCCUGGUAGAAAUAUGCCUGCCAGCUUAUCAUCUGUGUUACCUUCUCCACAGGACGUGAACAUUUCUAGUUCAUCAUUUGAACUAUUUCCUAUCUGCGGUCUAGUUCCCUCGAAGAAGUACGCAGUCCAGUCAGAUUGGAAGGCUCUUAGCAAGAUUUGCGGGGCUAGUGAGUAUAGAUGUGACUGUGGCACACUCUUUUCCAGGAAUGAUAGCUUCAUAACUCAUAGAGAUUUCUGUGAUGCAUUGGCGGCUGAAGAAAGUGCAAGGUUUGGUUCAACUUCAACAGCCACCAACAUUAAUAUUCCAAGCUUCAUGUCGGACUCAUCUUCCGCUUUACCUCCUGCCUUCAGUCUAGACUUAUUGACUAAUUAUCAUAGGCAAAUGCAAGGACAGCAACAGGUAGUUCCUCAACAGCAACAGCAGCAAUCAGAGUAUUCACAGCAGCGGAUUUGUCAGCAACAGAUACAACAAGAACUUAUUCGAAAUAUCCAACAGCAACAAGAGCAGCAGCAGAUGCUAUUACAAAAAACACCAUUGUCAUCUUCUCAGCAAUCUCAUGUACAAUCAGCAUCUUCUGCAGUGGAAUCUUUUCUUUGUAGGCUUCAGCAGAAUCAACAAUUAGCUAUUUCCCAGUUGACACAACCCAUGCUUCAGCAAACAGCAAUGCCACAACAGCAAAUAUUGCCGCCACAGCAUCAACAGCAACAGUUAACAGCAUCUCUGGAUUCCACGGCCCAGAUUCAAGAUAAAAAUGGAGCUGAUUGGCAAGAGGAGGUCUAUCAAAAGAUAAAAGUCAUGAAGGAGACAUACCUAACCACACUAAGAGAGAUAUACCAGAAAAAUGCUACUAAACUUCAGCAGCUCGAAUCUUUGCCACAACAGCCUAAGUCGUAUCAGCUUGAGAAGCUGAAAAUGCUUAAGACCAUGCUGGAGCACCUCAUAACAGUGUUACAGGUUUCCAAAAGUAACAUUUCACCUGUUUUGAAGUGGAAGUUGGGUUUAUACGAGAAGCAGAUAAUAGCUUUCAUUAAUACAAAUAGACCCAAGAAGCUUGAUUCUUCUCUGCAACAAGGGCACCUCCCUUCACCUCAUUUGCACUCCAUAGAGCACUCCCAAUCCCAAAUUACUCAAGUGCAAUCUCAUGAAAAUCAUAUGAGUCCCCAACUGCAUUCGAUGAACUUACAAGGAUCUGUGGCAACAAUGCAGCAGAACAAUGUGACAGGCUUGCAGCAAAACUAUGUGUCUUCUUUGUCAGGGGUUUCAACUGCACAGCAGAACCCGAUGAAUCCAUUGCAAUCAAGUUCCAACACAGAUCCAGGACAAGGAAACCCACUGUACUCAUCACAGCAGGUCCCUGUUAGUUCUAUCCAAGAAAUCUGUGUCAGUGGUCCCCAACAAGCUAACAAGAAUGCCUUGUCAUCACAGAGUGGGAUUAACAUGCUGCAAGCAAACAUUAAUCCCCUUCAGUCAAAUUCUGAUUUUCUUCAUAACCGAUAUCUGCAACAGGGACAGCAAUUGAAACAGAUUAUACUUGAAAAACGGAAUGAACAGCGACAGUUGCAGGAGCAGUUGAUGCAGAAGCAGCAGCAGCAGCAGAUAUUUCAACAACAACAGCAGCUGCUGCCUGGACAGUUGGAGCCCCAGCUUCAGCAAAUCAGUGUUGUUAAUGACAUGAACAUGAAUCCCUUGUCAUCAUCACAGAGUGGGAGUGAUAUGCUGCAGGGAAGCAUUGAUUCCCUCAAGUCAAAUUCUGGUAUGGUUGAUAACCAGUGUCAGAAGCAAGAAACUUUCUCUGUGAACCUCAAGCAACUGUGUCAACAACUACAGAUGCAGCAGCAAUGGAUGCAGAAACCGCAGAUGCUUCAAGAAAAGCAACAGCAGCAGAUACAGCAACGAGCAAAGCAGCGGCUGCAUCUUAUUUAUUUCAUCUAUCUCAUCUUUCUCAUUAUUCUAUACGUUGCUGCUGUUUUCGGGAAAGGCUAUUGGAUUUAAUCAGGCUUUGUUCUCCCCUACCUACUAUCUGUUCUUUGUAAUUCUGUAGCUCUAAGCUUGUUGUGAUAUUUCUCUCCGAGAACUUUUUUUCUUUUCAGGACUAUUUAUGUGUUCUACCUAAAUGCCUUCAUGGUCAUCAGUUAUUUGCUAGCUGUAAGCAUUGAAUAUGAACCCCUCUUGGAUGAUAACAUAGGAAAUGCUGUUCAGUUGUGAUAUAUAGUUUUGAAAAGGAAAUUGAAGGCAUUGCCUUGGGUUUGGGCAUUUGGGUAGAGAGUAGAGAUCAUAUUCUGGCUUUAUUGCGAAUGCUAGUAGCUGCUGUUAUAACA
This is a messenger RNA of Rosa rugosa (rugosa rose), 4627 nucleotides long. Its product is annotated as mediator of RNA polymerase II transcription subunit 15a-like. Lineage: Eukaryota; Viridiplantae; Streptophyta; Magnoliopsida; Rosales; Rosaceae. The coding region runs from base 36 to 4301 and encodes 1421 amino acids. Gene Ontology annotation, molecular function: chromatin DNA binding; transcription coactivator activity. The transcript has 21 exons. The record is from RefSeq and is a predicted model, not a curated record. Gene Ontology annotation, biological process: regulation of DNA-templated transcription.